This is a messenger RNA of Rotaria socialis, 1419 nucleotides long. The record is from the annotation of a GenBank genome assembly. Lineage: Eukaryota; Metazoa; Rotifera; Eurotatoria; Philodinida; Philodinidae.
AUGCCACAUCGUUCUGGUUUCCAUACGUUACUAUUAUUCUUCACACUUAUUUCUAGUGCGAAUCUCUUACGAAAUGAUGCAUCAAUAAAUACAGUAGAAGAUUUUCUUGACACAUUGAUAAAUUCAAGUCAUUAUGAUAGACGUAUUCGGCCAUUUUUCGAUCAAAGUAAGCCGUGUAAUGUGACGAUGACUAUUCAUAUUAACACAAUCUCAGCUAUCAACGAAGUUAAUAUGGAUUAUAAUACAGAUUUAAUUUUUCGUCAAUCAUGGUAUGAUCCAAGAUUGAAUUACUCUGGUACGGAAUGGGCAAAACGAUCACCAGAAAUUACUUUACAUUACUCUCUUAUUGAUCGAAUUUGGGUACCUGAUUCUUUCUUUCGUAAUGCCAAAGAAGGUAAACGUAGUGAUAUAACAGUACCAAAUCGAUUGAUUCGUGUCCAUCGUGAUGGAAAAGUAUUAUACAGUCAAAGGCUUCUACUCAAACUAGAUUGUCAAAUGAAAUUACAAAAAUUUCCACUUGACAAUCAAACAUGUGUAGUUAAUAUAGGCAGCUAUGCUUUUGCAACCAAGGAUUUAGUAUUUUAUUGGGAUGAAACUCCAAAUGUAAGUGCUAUCCGAGUUAAUGAAGAUCUUGAAAUGCCCGACUUCGUACUAAGCAAUUUUGAAUCAAGAUAUUGCAAUCGAACAACAGCAACAGGCAGUUUUACAUGCCUUCUUGUUGUUCUUCAUUUAAAACGUCUAUUUGGUUAUUAUCUUGUUCAAGUUUACAUUCCAUCGAUGCUUAUUGUUAUUCUUUCGUUUGUUUCAUUCUGGAUCGACCAUAAGUCGGUUCCAGCUAGAAUUUCAGUCGGUCUUUUAACUGUUCUUACAGUUACUACUCAAAGCUCAGGUAUUCGGUCGCAAUUACCACGUGUAUCAUAUAUAAAAGCCAUUGAUGUUUGGAUGUCAGCAUGUCUUGUUUUUGUUUUUGCUGGUUUACUUGAAUAUGCACUUGUUAAUGUUAUUGCUCGUAAAAAUGAAUUAAGACAGCAAGUUCGAUUUUCUCGUGAGGUCAUUGGUAAUCGUCUUGCUCAAGUGCAUUUCUAUAAAAAAGAUGAUACACACCACCAGACACCUGCUGAAACAACAGAGACACUUAUGCAUAAAAUGAGUGUGGUCGAGAAAAACUUAACUGGUGCAAAUACCGCUAGUUCACUUGUUCAUAAUCCAUCAUUGUCCAAUACUAGCGCACCUGCACCGAUACCACAGGUAAUCUUGCCACCACCAGCACCAGUACAAAAAACUGCUAAACCUGUUCGUGACACUGCGCAAUUAGUUGAUCUUAUCUCAGCUGUUCUUUUUCCUGUGGCCUUCAUUGUAUUUAAUAUUAUCUACUGGAUGGUUUAUCUUAAUAUGCAUGUUGAAUAUAUUUUGAAAUAA